AUGUCUGAAAAUAAUUUUCUUGAUGGCUGCAGAUAUGUUUAUAUUGAUCUGGGAACCAAUAUUGGUGUACAAAUUCGAAAACUUUAUGAACCACAUUUAUAUCCAGGUGCACCUAUUCUUCAACAUUUUAAAAAUAUCUUUGGAAAUAAUUUUAAUGAAGUUUGUUCAGUUGGAUUUGAAGCAAAUCCUGUACAUAAUAGUUAUUUAACAGAAUUUGAAAACUAUUGUUUAGCACGAAAAUGGCGUGUGAAGAUUUUUAAAUCAACUGCUGUUAGUUAUGUAGAUAAAAAUCUUACUUUUUAUAUUAACCCUGGAGAUAACCAAAAUAAUCAAUGGGAUGCAAGUUUAAUAGAGGGUGGUAAGAAACUAAAUGUUACUGUACCAGGUAUUGAUAUCACAUCUUGGUUUAAAAGAACAGUUCUAAUUCGGAAAAUACCAUCUGGAAUUAUGCCACCAAAAGUAAUGAUGAAAACUGAUAUUGAAGGACAUGAUUCAGCAGUUUUAGCAAAUCUCAUAUUUAGUGGAGCUUAUUGUUCUAUUGAUCUUAUUUAUGGUGAACAUUUCAAUAAUGAAUUUCAACAAGCAAUUUCACUAUUGAAAAAAGAUUCGAAUACAUGUAAAACGGAAUUAAUUUCUUUGGAUGACGAAUUAUACUAUUUGCAUAGAUUUCCGUUUAUAUUACCGGUUCAGCAGGUCAAUUUCUGA
Molecule: messenger RNA, 705 nt
Organism: Adineta steineri
Lineage: Eukaryota; Metazoa; Rotifera; Eurotatoria; Adinetida; Adinetidae
Source: the annotation of a GenBank genome assembly